This is a messenger RNA of Opisthorchis viverrini, 954 nucleotides long. RefSeq lists its product as hypothetical. Gene Ontology annotation, biological process: proteolysis. Gene Ontology annotation, molecular function: aspartic-type endopeptidase activity. The transcript has 5 exons. Bases 1 to 888 code for a protein of 295 amino acids. The record is from RefSeq and is a predicted model, not a curated record. NCBI's taxonomy places the organism in Eukaryota, Metazoa, Platyhelminthes, Trematoda, Opisthorchiida, Opisthorchiidae.
AUGUUUGCGGUUCCGCUGGAAUACGACAACCUAUCGGGAUCGUUCGUCACGACAGUGCAAGUUGGCACUCCCCCACAAACAUUCUAUGUGAUUUUGGACACUGGUUCUCCACAGCGUUGGUUGCCGUCAGCUGAAUCAAAUGAUCCUGUCGUAAAGUCGCGAAAACGGAGGUACAAAUCGAGGACGAGAAAACCCACGGGAAGGAUAAUUUCCGUUAAAUAUGCGAGCAUGAGCGUUGUUGGACGGCUGGUUGAGGAUACUUUGAUUAUAGGUGGAUACACGUUUCAGGAUUUCAAGUUUCUGGAAGUAACCGAGAUGUCCCGAGCUCCAGGAAAGAAUACACUGUUCGAUGGUGUUUUUGGACUAGUUUUGGAUAUGACAUCGCUGGAGUUUCAUCCGACACUACUUGGUAUGAUGCAGGAGUGCGGCCUGAUUGAAGAGUACUCCGUAGCAUUUCGAUUUUGUGGAAUUCGAUAUGGAGAGCUCGUGUUAUGCAGUGACUGUGAAGCCCUCAUUGAUACAGGCGGUUAUUACAUAAGCGGCCCGAAAGAGCUCAUAAAGAAAGUUCACCUCCAAAUGACUGUUAGAGAGGUCACUGAACACGGAGUUUACGUGGAAUGCAAGCAUAUUCAUACGUAUCCAGACCUUGAAGUAACCAUGGGUGGAACCACUUACAAAGUAACAGCGGAUAAGCUUAUAAUGGAGGAGGUUCGAAAAAGGGAUCGAAAAUGCCUCUCAGGAUUUAUUUCGAAAAAUUCUGAAAGUUCGUGGACACUCGGACUGCCAUUUUUGCACAACUUUUUGACGGUUUUCCAACUAAUGGAUCAGCAAAUUGGAUUUGCAAAGGUGAAUUGCGACGCACCUCCUGUGCAGUCUACACCCGUCUAGUUUAUGGUCGCUGAGUAAGCUAAAAACAAUGCACUGCGUUCUGAUUCAGCAAUAAAUGAUGCAAAC